Sphaerulina musiva SO2202 is the source of this 798-nucleotide messenger RNA. RefSeq lists its product as uncharacterized. Gene Ontology annotation, molecular function: nucleic acid binding; 3'-5' exonuclease activity. Bases 1 to 798 code for a protein of 265 amino acids. The transcript has a single exon. The record is from RefSeq and is a predicted model, not a curated record. Lineage: Eukaryota; Fungi; Ascomycota; Dothideomycetes; Mycosphaerellales; Mycosphaerellaceae. Gene Ontology annotation, biological process: nucleobase-containing compound metabolic process.
AUGCACUCUGAACUCAUUGACACAGCCGCCGCACUCAUUGCCUUUCUUGAUGGCUUGGGAGAGUGCAAAGGUCAGCCACCAAGCCUUUACGUCGACCUUGAGGGUAACAACCUCUCUCGAAACGGCACGCUGUCUCUAAUCACAAUACUGGUCGAACCUCAACAAAAAGUGUACUUUGUCGAUGUCACCACUCUGAAGGAGGACGCGUUCGACGCUACAGGAUCUAAGAAGCGUAGCAUCAGAAGCAUCCUGGAGUCGAAGGAGAUUAUCAAGGUCUUUUUUGAUAUCCGAAACGAUUCGGACGCACUCUUCAGCCUAUACGGUGUGCGUGUUGACGGUAUUGAGGAUCUCCAGCUUAUAGAGCUGGCCUCGAGGGAUUUCUCGAAGAGGUGUGUUAGCGGCCUGGCUAAGUGUAUCGAGAAAGACUCUGCAAUUGGAUACGUCGAGAAACGAGACUGGCAGCGGGUCAAAGAGAGAGGUCGUACGCUGUUCGACCCCGCUCGCGGUGGCAGUUAUGCUGUGUUUGACCAACGUCCGAUGGACCCAGAAGUGAUAGAGUAUUGUACUCAGGAUGUCAGUCUGAUGCCACAUCUGCGUGAGAUCUACUGCAGAAAGCUCUGCGAUGCAUGGUGGAAAGAGGUCGCAAGCCAGACUAGAAUACGCAUUGAGCAAUCGCAGAUGCCAGAUUACAACGCGAAAGGACCCGAUAGGGCGAUUGGGCCAGUGAAAUGGAUGCAUUGGCGGCCAACACUCGCUGAAAAGAACGUACGGACCUUAUUCAAGAUCAGUCGUCCUUGA